UCGGAAUUUGUCUCCGAGUUUUUUUUCCCUCCAUCUAUCAGGUAAAGUCAUGAGGCAGGCACGUUUGGGUCCGUCCGUUCAAUGCUUGGCUGUUUCUCAAUUGUCUGGUCGUUUGGAUGCUUUGGCUACCCCCAACGCUUUGUCGUCUCGCCCGCCCACGUUGGCCUUUGGAUCGUGGUCUGCUUGGCUCAAUUUGGCUCGCCUUGGUCGUUUGUCUGGCUCGCCUUCCUGGCCUUGGCUGCUCGUGUGCCUGGCUCGUUGUUUUGGCCCCCCACGGCUCGCCAGUACGAACUGGAUUUCAGCUUCGUUGUGGCAGUGGAUUGGAAUGCGGUGGGGGGAGUGACCUCUCCCAAGCGCACCGUCUUUCAGCAGCGGUGAAAGGUCCUACCGGCCCUUUUUCUGGAUUAUCCAGCUUUUUGUAGUCCGGUGUGCCCGCUGGGACGGCCCACCGAUGAUGCAUUCCAAUCCACAAGAAGAUUAAAUAAUCCAAAUACAACCGAACUCCUGUGAUUCUGCCUUUAUACAUUUGCAAGCCAACAGCGAUCGUAGUCCUCGUCCCUCGGCCUUCUAGGGGGAGGCCUGUGUAGUGACCAUGACAUUUUACCCCAUCAAACAUCACACUCAGACUUGUGCACAUUUUGUUUUACUUUGCACCCAUCCCAAGCCUAUAUAUACUGGACUGCAAUUUUGAACCUGGUUCGCCAUCUUGCCCGCGCGCUGCCGGCUGUUGUGCUCCUACGUGGUGUUACUCGUUGCUUCACCACUCUAUCCCAUUUUCCUCAGGCUAUAUUCACAUAGCUAUUGUACAUAGCUAUUUUCUCAAGACAAUCUUUAUAUCC
Molecule: messenger RNA, 839 nt
Organism: Dicrocoelium dendriticum
Lineage: Eukaryota; Metazoa; Platyhelminthes; Trematoda; Plagiorchiida; Dicrocoeliidae
Source: the annotation of a GenBank genome assembly